Andrographis paniculata is the source of this 3363-nucleotide messenger RNA. Its product is annotated as SNF2 domain-containing protein CLASSY 3-like. The transcript has 7 exons. Bases 1 to 3363 code for a protein of 1120 amino acids. The record is from RefSeq and is a predicted model, not a curated record. Gene Ontology annotation, molecular function: ATP-dependent chromatin remodeler activity; ATP binding. Lineage: Eukaryota; Viridiplantae; Streptophyta; Magnoliopsida; Lamiales; Acanthaceae. Gene Ontology annotation, biological process: gene silencing by siRNA-directed DNA methylation.
AUGAGCUCCGAAUCAACAAUGAGAAUGAACGAUGGAGCUAUUGUGAUCACUGAUGAAUUACGAAAUAAGAUAUCUGCAACGAUCGAGCAUCUAUUUGGAAGUGAUUCUGAAAUGGAGAGGGGUCAUGUUCUUGACACGACUGGAAGUGAUGACCAACCUGAAAUGGGCGAUGAUCUUCCCAAUACAACCGGAUUUGACUAUAAGGUUCAUGGAUGCACCGAUGGGAACCAUAACCUGUCCUAUAGGGGUUGCCAAGGAUUGAUUUGUACGUCCUGUGAUCACGUGGAGCUUGAUGCAUGCCAGGUUUUGAGAUCGUGGGUGCACAAAGCUUGUUCCGAUAGCUUUGAAGAGAUGGAUGAUCUAGAAGGGACGGAAAAGUGCAAAAUGCAGCCUUCUAAAGAAGAGUUGGAAGAAAUUUUGGAGCAUUUGAGGAGUCGAGCUCAAACUUACACUCGAAUUUUUGGCGAGGAGUGUACAGUCUCUGAACUAGACUGCCUCUCCAACGAGGACAAUGCCGACAGCCUCUCCAAUACGAUAGUUCCCCUUGAAGAACGCCAUGAAAUAGACAAUUUGGAGGGUGAUUCAGGGGAUACUAUCAGCAGCAGCAGUGCCGAUAGGCCCUCCAAUUCGAUGGAUUCCACUGAAGAAGUAGGCAUUGCUGAUGAUGGCAUUGGACGUCAGGUUAGAUCAACAAGGAGAAUCAAUACACACCUGUCGUCAAUUUAUGUUGUGGGUGAGCUGUGUGAACUGUCUUCCGAUGAAGACUUCACUCUGAGGAAGAGGCAAAAAGUGAACAAUGGUAAAAGAGUCGACACUCCAGAGGACAGCGUGCCUGUGCAGCGCAGAAUGGGAACUCCAAAACGGAAGGCUGCAGUGAACUCUCCUCAGAGGAAAACGAAGCAGAGGAGGCUGUCAGAAAUCUGUGAGGUCGAAGAACACAGAUUGGAGCUGGGGGGUGCAGUCUCAGUGUCAAAAGCACAGCGUGGCAAAGCUCCACGGACUAGCAAGAACAGCCGUAAUGGAGAUGACAUGCCCUAUUGGCUCGAGGAGAUGACGAAGUUCAUGACGGGGGCCAAAGCAAAGAAGAUGAAUCCUAAACGAUUCGACAUCUCCAAGUUUCUAGAAGAAUCCAUUUUCCGACCACAGUCUGGGACAAUGCAUACCGGUGAAGGUGAAGACUACCCUGCUCUUCCGAAGAAGUUCAGGUUUGAAGAGGAUGCCGUGCCCCUGACUGAAGAGGAACAGCGAGAAGCUCAGGUAGCCAAGGAAAUGGAGGACUUGUUCGAUGACAUGAACUUUGACUUGGCUGUGGAGGAGAUGGGAACAACUACCAGCCAUGAGUGGAUGACGAGGAGGAAGACACCCAAGAGCGCAGAUGUGCUCAGAGGGCUUCAUGAAUUGACAUCAGCAGAUGAUCAAGGACUUUAUUGUAUCUAUUGUCAACAUGUAGCAAUUCAUCCGAGGGAUGUAAUUCCUCCAUGGGCAAUCAAAACACAUCGUGCACCGAGAAAGAAGAAGAAGCAGGAGAAAGGGGAGCGCCUGAAUCUCGGCGCCAUGACUCUCCCAGUAGCAGAUGCAGCUGAAGUAAGCUGCCGGACUAGAGGCUCGGUUUGGGGUAUCAAAGCUGGUGUACAAGAAACUUUGUACGAGCACCAACGAGAAGGAUUUGAGUUCCUCUUGAGGAACUUGGCAGGCAGUACUGAUAUUGCCGACUCAAAGAGCUCAAAUCUACCUGGAGUGGGCGGAUGCAUCAUUUCUCAUGCACCAGGGACCGGAAAGACACGUCUGACUCUUGUGUUCCUCGAGACAUAUCUAAAGAUGUUUCCAAACUGCCUGCCGAUGAUCAUCGUCCCAGCCACAAUACUUGGUACCUGGGAAACCGAGUUCAGAAGGUGGAAUGCGGGGUUUCAUUUCCACAACCUGAAUAAUCCGGCAUUCACCGGCGACGAGAGGGCGGCUGCUGACCAUCUCUUUCAAGGGGCAAAGAUUAGAUGUCGGGAUACAGAGGCAAUCCGAAUGGUAAAAAUAUAUUCGUGGAAGAGAGGGGGAGGCCUUUCGGGGAUUAGCUACAAUCUGUUUGAGAAGCUAACGGCACAGAAGGGCAAGGAAGCAAAUGCAGGGGAGGUGGGAUUUCUGAGGUCGACACUUCUUGAGAUGCCUGGACUAGUGAUUCUUGAUGAAGGCCAUACCCCUCGUAACGAAAGGACUAAGAUUUGGGCUUCACUGGUUCAGGUCAAGACAGAUAAGCGUAUCAUAUUGUCAGGGACGCUGUUCCAAAACAACUUCACAGAGCUGUUCAACACCGUCAUGAUCGUAAGGCCGACAGCGACAGAAGAGAUUAUGCAGGAUCGGACAUUUGCUGAGAUUCUGCAUUCAGAUAAGAAAACCCAUAGCCCUCGGUCUGCUUUGCUUCCUGAAGCAGUUAAUCGUGCAGUGGAGAGGCUUAAAGUCUCCAUGUCGCCGUUUGUGCACGUGCACAAGGGAACUAUCCUGCAAAAGAAUCUCCCCAGAUUAAGAGACUCUGUCAUCCUCCUUAAACCGACCGGACUGCAGAAGAAGCUGAUCGACAUAUUGGAAGGGGAACGGUUAAAGAGAAUAAUUACGAACGAACAUGGAUUUUCUUUGGCAUCUAUUCAUCCUUACCUCAUCCAAAAAUGCAAGUCGCAAGUGCCCACCGAUGGAAUUGAUAUGAAAGCAGUCGAGGCAUCGAAGCUCAAUCCUUUUGAAGGAGUGAAAACAAAAUUCAUCCUCGAGUUUGUCCGCCUCUGUAUGACGCUGAAAGAAAAAGUACUCAUCUUCUGCCAGAACCUUCCGCCCUUGGAGCUGAUCAAAGACCAUCUGGCUGCGACCUUCCAGUGGAACGCCAGUAAGGAAAUUCUGAGGCUGGAAGGAAAGCUACCGAAGAAGCAACGCCAGAGAGUGAUUGACGCAUUCAACGAUCCAGAAAAUGAUUCGAAGAUCUUGCUUGCGUCAACAAGGUGCUGCUCUGAGGGCAUUAGUCUGGUUGGGGCUUCCAGGGUCAUUCUGCUGGACGUUGUCUGGAAUCCUUCAGUCGAACAGCAGGCAAUUUCUCGGGCUUAUAGGAUUGGGCAAAAGAAGGUUGUCCAUUCCUACCAUCUAAUGACUGUUGGAACGCUUGAGGCGGACAAAUAUUGCCGGCAAGCUGAGAAAGAGCGGCUAUCAGAAUUAGUCUUCUGCUCUUCUUCGAAUGAGAAGGAUAUAUCAAAGCAGCCGAUGCCAGAGAUCAAGGACAAGAUUCUUCAAGAGAUGGUCCAGCACGCGAAGACGAAAGAUAUAUUUGAGAAGAUCAUCCACCAGCCCAAGAAUGCCGACUUGAGCCAGUCCUUGCGUGGUAGAGGUUGA